AUGAGUGCUGAAGAUGAACUUGUUCACACAAUAAAACACUGCAUCUUGUUUAUUCAGCGUAAUGAAUUUGAAAAAGCUGAACAGUUACUUCAUGUAGCAUUGAGACAAGCUCAACAAAUUCGGCACGAACUUGGUAUAACCUAUGUUUACGACGUAAUGGCAAAUUUAGCUCUUCAGAGGGAACAACUAGAUAAAGCUAAGCAACUAUUUAUUGCUGUUACACAAAGAAUUAUGGCCGAUGGUGCACAAGAAGAUGAUCCUAGAGUCAUCCACCUCAGCGUAAAAUUAGCAAGAGUUAGCCAUCUGAAGAAAGAUUACUCCACAGCACAAUUAGGGUAUGACUGGUGCUUAGAGAAAUUACAUAGAUUAGUGGAAACAGAUCCUUCAGAUGCAACACAAAAACUCUUAGCAAUAGCUGAAGAUUGGUAUGGCAGAUUAUUUGUGGACCUCAACAGAUGUGAAGAGGGCCUAAAGCUCAUGAAGAAUUCCCUUGAUAGGAUGAAACUAGUGUCAGACACGGACAAAGAAGAGCUAGUAUUUCAAUUGAAUGACAUUGGUACUGUAUGUGAUCGCCUUGGACUUGCUGAUGACAGCAUAAAGUAUUUCAAAGAAGCUAUUGAAUUAGCAAAAACAUCAAAGAUUGAAGAUGUGGGCACUAUGUAUGUAAACUUAGGAAGGGCCUAUAUUAAAACUCAGUUAUUAGAUGCAGCAAGGAAGUCCUGUGGCUAUGCUUGGAAGCUGGGAGUUAUGUCAAAAAAUCAAGAUGUGAAACAGGAAGCUGAACUAUGUAUCAAACAAAUAAACAACCAUGUGUAG
This is a messenger RNA of Spodoptera exigua (beet armyworm), 816 nucleotides long. Lineage: Eukaryota; Metazoa; Arthropoda; Insecta; Lepidoptera; Noctuidae. The record is from the annotation of a GenBank genome assembly.